CAUUAUUGGUGUCAGUGGGGGGAGGAAUAGUGCCCCAUCGUUGAUGUCAGUUGGGGGAAGGAAUAGUGUUCCAUCGUUGGUGUCAGUGGGGGGGUGGAAUAGUGCCCCAUCGUUGGUGUCAGUGGGGGGUGGAAUAGUGCCCCAUCGUUGGUGUCAGUGGGGGGGAGGAAUAGUGCCCCAUCAUUGGAGUCAGUGGGGGGGGAGGAAUAGUGCCCCAUCGUUGGUGUCAGUGGGGGGAGGAAUAGUGCCCCAUCGUUGGUGUCAGUGGAGGGUGGAAUAGUGCCC
Staurois parvus is the source of this 285-nucleotide messenger RNA. The record is from the annotation of a GenBank genome assembly. Lineage: Eukaryota; Metazoa; Chordata; Amphibia; Anura; Ranidae.